Messenger RNA from Cajanus cajan (pigeon pea), 1358 nucleotides. Its product is annotated as BRISC/BRCA1-A complex protein. NCBI's taxonomy places the organism in Eukaryota, Viridiplantae, Streptophyta, Magnoliopsida, Fabales, Fabaceae. The record is from RefSeq and is a predicted model, not a curated record. Gene Ontology annotation, biological process: positive regulation of DNA repair. Gene Ontology annotation, cellular component: BRCA1-A complex; BRISC complex.
UUUAGGAAGGAAAAAAAAGGGGAGCGAAGUGAUGUGAUUUAAGGCAAUGAGGUUGGGAGUGGGAGGGAGAAGAAAGGAGCAAUGGAGGCGAUGGAAGGAGAUGGAAAUGGAAUGAACAGAUACAGUCUGAAAGCGUCGCGAAUUUGCAACGAAGACAUUCUGAUCUGUGUGGACGUGGAUCCUCAGUCUAUGGUGGAGAUGAAAGGUGCCACCGGACCCAAUGGUAGACCCCUCACCCGAUUGGACUCCAUCAAGCAAGCCAUCAUUCUCUUCGUCAACGCCAAACUCACCAUCAACCCCCAACACCGCUUCGCCUUCGCCACUCUCUCCAACUCCGUCUCAUGGCUCAGGAAAGACUUCAGCAGCGAAAUCGACUCAACGAUCGCCGCAAUGCGGGGGCUUUCACCUUCUUCAUCCUGCGCCCAACCCGAUCUCACUAAUCUCUUCCGUCUCGCUGCUCACGAAGCCAAGAAAUCUCGUGUGCACGGUCGCAUCCUAAGAGUUAUUCUGUUCUACUGCAGAUCAUCGGAGCGGCCACAGCAUCAGUGGCCCGUGAACCAGAAACUCUUCACUUUGGAUGUGAUGUACCUUCAUGAUAAGCCUGGGCCCGACAAUUGCCCUCAGGAGGUGUAUGAUACACUGGUGGAGGCACUUGAACAUGUUAGUGAAUAUGAGGGUUAUAUCUUGGAGAGUGGACAGGGGUUGGCACGUGUUCUUUUCCGUUAUGUGCUCAUCCUGCUGUCGCAUCCUCAGCAACGUUGCAUCCAGGAGUAUGUUGAUAUUCCCAAGUCAAUUGCAAAGAAGGUUUCUCAGGUGGAGCCUAUGGCUGCUGAAGAUAGUGCUCCCGUAUCCACUCAAUGACACCAGGGGAAAUGCAAAAUUUCUCUCUGAUUUUGCCUUCUAUUCAAUUCCAGGAGUUGGGGAAGUGGAUUGCACCUGCACGUGGUCAUCUCUCAACGGCAAUGGAAUAUGAUCAUAAUUUGCAAAGUUCAAGUUGGAGCUAGUGUUGCUAGGUUGACAAGGGAAUGAUUGUUAAUGGCAUGAACAAUAUCUUAGUUUGGAUUUGGUUCUUACAAUCCUCUUGUUCUCAAGUUCAUACCUUUUGUUAUUUUGAAUCAAUUGUAUGAGAAGUGUACUUUAUAACAUAUCUAUUAGAAGUUAAGCGUUUUAGGCCUGGUAAUGAAAGUGGCCAAGGGGUAUGUGAUUUAUACGCAAGCUGCAGCUUGUCUAGACCCGUAUCAGAUACUCGAGUUUUUCUGCUUCAUUUAUCUUGUUAUUUCAUACCAAUUGCAUGUAUGAUGUAUAUAAUGUAUAGAGGAAUGACAAGUUUAUCAUGCGGUCCUAAGUUUUUUUAUUAA